AUGUUAGACAAUGGCUUUAAUAUACUUAUUGCUGAUAAUGCUGUUCUUAAUGAUUGUAGGCCAGAAUCUAUGCCAUGGUUGUACUAUUCAGAAUCAGCAGAUGAGGUUUUAGAAGAUACAAGGAUUUCCACAGUUUUUACUCUGAGUCCUGAUAACGAGAAUACCUAUCUUAAAUUUGUAGUUGGUAAAUACACUAUCAAUGGUGAUUUUGUUGGUUAUGAAGAUAUCACUGGUAGCACUCUUCAGUUAUGCCCAGAUACUAAAACUAAUUUAGAUGCAGCCUUCUUGUUUGGGACCACCUACUCAUUAUCUUGUAGUAUCCCUGCACAGCAGUUCUGGGAUUGGCCACAGUAUGAAAACUACAUGUAUGACAUGUACAUCGAAUUUGAGGAAAAUGGUGUCAAAUACUUGCACGCCAUACCAUUAUUAUUGGAGAAUUAUAAAGAUGGAGAUUCAAGGGUUAAUUCAGGGGAUGACACCAGUACAUGGGUAUUGACUCGCAGAUUUUUCAUGGUUGAUAAUCUGAGUGGUAAGAUUACUGCAGAUACGUUGGCUGAAGUUGUACGCUACGCUAGUCUAUUUAAAUUCGAAAUUGAAAUUCAAGGUCAGAAUGGGAAAAUCUAUACCCCGCUGUUGAGAAUCAGGUACACUGAAAUCAACAGAGAAAACUCGUAUGAAUCAAAUGCAUUACAAGGUGUAUCGUUUGAAGUGGAAUACAGCAUGGACUUAUCUUCCUAUAAUGAAGAUGUUUCCAUCGCUAUGGGUGUAUUAAGUGUAUUAGCUGUAAUAUGGGCAGCUGUUAGGACAAAUGCAUGGAGGAGACGAGCUGGCAUGAUUACUAUUGAUAUCAUUAGUAUGUUCAAGUAUUUCUUUUUCUUAUGCGGUACCUUGGCUGAUGUCUUCUUUAUUGUGAUGUUUGGAUGUGGUCUUUACUGGCUCAUUUUCUUCAGGGAGCAGUCUGGCGUUUAUUUAGUCUUGCCAAAUUCUGAUGAGGAGAGUAGUUUCAUAGCUUACAUAUCAGUUGCAUAUGUAUUGAAGUUCUUUGAUUUGGUUCAUCUGAUUGGCAGUCAGUGCUUGGUUGAUAUCUUCUUUAUUGAUUGGGAGAGACCUAAAGGUCGUAUUGUCCAAUCCAAUGAACCUGGUGCGGAGAAUAAAGGUCAAAUAGCACCUGUCAGUGCUUGGAGAAUGUUUUUUGUCGCCAAUGAAUUUAAUGAGAUACAGACCACUAGGAAAAUCAAUGUUAUUUUCCAGUUGUUCAUGGUUAUAUUAUUUCUAGAUGUUAUUGGCUUUGAAGACUUAGCUUCAACUAAUCCUCGUGCUUAUGUCAAUACUGAUGAAGAAUAUUACACUGGUGAUGAUAGCCGUAUUCUUAGAUUUGCUGUGUCUUCCAUUGUGUAUUUAACUAUUGCACUUUGUCAGUGGGUGUUUUUCACGUUUAUAUAUGAGAGAUUUGUUGAAGAUUAUCUGAAGAACUUUGUAGAUUUGUGUUCCAUGGGGAAUGUGAGCAUCUUCAUCCAUCUGAAUAGAUGUUAUGGGUUUUACAUCCAUGGUAGAUCACCACAUGGUAAAGCUGAUACGAAUAUGAAAGAAAUGCAAGCACAGCUCAAGAGAGAAGAGGAUAAUUUAGUUGGACAACGUGGUUUACUUCCUAACUCAGAGCAGCAGACAUUUGAAAUGCUAGUACAGCUUAAAUUACGAGAACAGUAUGAUAAAAUAAUGCAACCCCUGACUGCUCCACAAGAACGAGGCCAAAGAUCGGGAGGUCGUGGCAGUGUUGAUAUGGAGCGUAGUCUUCAAGCCUUUCAAACCAUGAAUAAAUUCCUUUCAGCUUUUCUAGAUCAUUCCCUUCGUGAUUUGGAUUACAUAGUGAAAGAUAAAUUAUUAUUAGAGAGGAUUUUAGACAUGGAAUUUUUUGAUCCAGUUGAUAAAGGAUUCUUUUUUAAUGAUGAUGGUCAUUCAUUUGAUGGUGCUUUAUUCCAUGGCCACGAGUCCACAUUACUUGUGUAUGAUGUUUUGUUCUUCUCAGUUAUUGAUCUUAUCUUCCAAAACUACAUGUUAUCUGCCGUACUUACGUAUUUGAUGGUUGUGAUCUAUAGUAAAAUCCGUGAUGCCUGGGGAAGAAGCAACUUGGCUAACAAAACACUUGUGGAUGAUAGAUUUCUUAUUUAG
This is a messenger RNA of Saccoglossus kowalevskii, 2169 nucleotides long. RefSeq names its product meckelin. The record is from RefSeq and is a predicted model, not a curated record. Gene Ontology annotation, biological process: cilium assembly. Lineage: Eukaryota; Metazoa; Hemichordata; Enteropneusta; Harrimaniidae. Gene Ontology annotation, cellular component: MKS complex; ciliary transition zone.